AUGGCCACCGAGAAGAUCGACGAAGAAUGGAAGAACAUUCAGGAGGAUUUUCAGAAGCUUGAGGUAAUUUUUCAGAAAAAUGUGCCAGCGCACAACCCGGGGAUGCUCUUUUCAGCAUUUCUAGGCCACCGAAGCGCGUGAAAUUCAAAGUUUUCUUGCAAAUUUGAGUGCGCGAUUAGCAUGAAUGGAUUUUGCAGAAACUGCACGAGGAGUACAUUCAAAAGUCGCGACUAGUGAGCAAAUGUCAGGAAACGGUCGGAAAAGCGAUGAAACAUCACAAUUAUCUGCUGAAAAACAUGAAGGAAGCAUUCAAACAGUCGGUUUUCAGAGAAAAUUGACAAGAUUUUCAAUAAGUUUAAAUUUUAGGACCACCCUGGCGGCCGAGAAGAUGACGGACGAGGCGGAGCGCGAGCGAGUGCUGGAAAGAGUGAAAAAAGUGAAAGAUGACGUGGCGGGCGUGAAUUUGCGCAUGAAAGACAUGCAGGGAGAGCUGCCCGCACAGACCAACGGAUUCUAUCUCAAUCUCAUUCUGGGUACGGGAUUGUUGAAGAAGUUUACCAGAUUUUCGAACAAAAAGUCAAUAAUCUGCUAAUUCAACGGGUCGUUUUUCUCAACUCGUAAAUCCUGUUCAUUGUGAGGCCCGGCAUGCGCCCGAAUUCUUUGAAGGCGCAUGCUGGGUCUCGAAACGAACAGGCGUUACGAGCAAGAAAAAACCUUUUGCGGAGUUCUAGUUGACUUUUACCUGACCAAUGUUUGCAGGCUCCAACCUCAACGUUUCGCUGCUCACCAAAUCGGAAAAGUUCAAGUACAAACAGGUAUUUAAAAAAUACUCUGAAAAUUUUGUUUCUUGAAAGUAGAAACGUAAGCGCUUUCCGGUUUUUCGAGCAAUUUUCUAGAAAUAAGACUGUACGAAACAGAGCGCGAUGCGUAAUUUUGGCUGUUUCUAGAAAAAUUGCUCGAUUUCCGCAGCAGCAAAAACUGUAUAAGCUCGAGAAUGUAAUGGGGUAACUUGUGACUUCAGGAAUACGAGGGCUUCAAAUGGAACAUCACAAUCGUGAUCUGCGUGCUGGCGGUCGUCUCGUGGGUGUGGCCGUUCCGCGUUCUCGACUCGAUCCUCUGCUUCCUCAUGGUCUGGUACUACUGUACUCUGACCAUUCGCGAGUCGGUGCUGCGCGUGAACGGCUCGAAGAUCAAGGGCUGGUGGCUGAGCCAUCACUACCUCUCAUGCGCCGUUCCAGGCAUUGUGCUCACGUGGAAAGACGGAGUUUGCUAUCAGGUUGGCGGAGAAGUUGGUGCAUCGGCCGAUUAACUUUGAGCACUAUUAUAUAGGUUUAAGUUUCAGAGUCCGUUCGAGAAGAAAUUUAGUCCGAAAAUUCUCUGUGUGAUGCGUUUCGGCCUGAAUAUCUGAACAUCUGUCCCCCUUUUUUUAUUUCAAAAUCGUACAUAGAACACAUUUCUGAAGGGUUUCAUAGAAAAACUGUCGAAAAUCAGACCUUCUCAGUCUGCACUUUGAAAGAAAAGCGGAAGUCCGAUUUUUCGACAGUUUUUCGAUGAAACAAAUUAGAAAUGUGUUCUCCGUACGAUUUUGAAACAGGAAAAGUGACUGACUGGCGUUUUUGAUAAAAUUUCAGUAAAAAUGCAUCUGGAGACGAAAAGAAAAUAAGCAAAGUGCCGAGUGCAGUGGAGCGCGUUUGCUUAGUCCAGAAUGAUAGAAUAGUGCAAAUUUAGAGUGCUAAUGAAUAAAAUUGGGUCCUACCACAACUAAAUUCGAGUAAUUUAAGGAGUUCCGCCCGCUGUUCCUCGUGUUCGUCUUCUACAUUUCGCUCGUGCAACUCGCCCAGAACCAGUACCAAUCGGGCUGUCUCCGUCGGCUCCACGCGCUCGGACAGGGUCAUCAGAUGGACAUCACCGUCGAGGGAUUCACUUCGUGGCAGUUCAAGGGACUCACCUUCCUCCUUCCGUUCCUCAGCGUCGGAUAUGUACGCGUGAAAUGCAUCGUUUCGUCGCAAAGUGCUCAUUUUUCAGCUGUUCCAACUGUUCCUCGCCUUUAAACUGUACGGAUUCACCUACACGGAGACUUGUGACGGAUUGUGGCAGGUACGGGAAUCGUUUUUUUGGCUUAUGCGCUCUUUCUGUUGGAGAAGCGCCAAAACAUUCUUCCGUGAAAUUGAGUGUCUUAGCGCAAAAAUCUGCAGAUUUUUGCACAUUCUGUCCAGAACGACAAUAUCUGCAGGUGUGGGCGCUCGCCGCGCUGCUCGGACUGAUCGCCGGCGGCAACAUUGUGACGACGUCGAUGGUGUGUCUGCGGAAGCUCAAAACGACGCCCUCCUACACGAACAUCGUGGCGAUGACCCGGAAGUACAGUUCGCGCAACAAGAUGAGCCAGUCGUCGGAGCAGGAUCAAAAGUUCCGUGGAGCUCCGCCGGCGCCGACCAGCAAAUUGCACAUUCAUUGA
This is a messenger RNA of Caenorhabditis sp. 36 PRJEB53466, 2455 nucleotides long. NCBI's taxonomy places the organism in Eukaryota, Metazoa, Nematoda, Chromadorea, Rhabditida, Rhabditidae. The record is from the annotation of a GenBank genome assembly.